UGCGCGAUUUCCGUUGGACGAGUGUUGGUGCAAACGUCUGGUACUUUUGCUAGUAAGGACAAGUUGGCCCUCAUUAUUCUGAGAUUUCAUUGUCAGAUUUGUUGACGUAGUGGUACUGCUGUACCGUACUACACCACAGUACACCGUACGAUACCAAGUUCAGUUUCCCAUCUCUCAAUWGCAAUAGCAGGCAGCGGCAAGGAAUCUGUUGCCGCAAGAAGAGGAAGACGAAGAAGAGAACCUUAAUCCAACAACGGCUACGAGUGCGUAAGAAGUACUACCCACUGUGACCAGCAMCUUUAUGCCCCCCCGCGAGCCUACGGCACCCCAUGGCAUCCAACCAGUGUGACUGACCGAUUCCCCGGAGCGAAUUCAAACAAAAUGGAGGAGUCCCCCCUCGACAAGCCGGCCGUCGAACCCUCGAUGUCUGGAUCGACUGCGUCUGCCUCGGAAUCCGUGCUGUCCUCGAGUCCCUCGAGCAGCGGCAACUACUACCAGCGUAGGUUCGACGGCAGCAAACGGCGGACCGAAUUGCUAGAGAAGCUCGCCCGAACGAACAGUCCCACCAAGAAAACUACGACGGCGCAGCACGCCUUUGCCGAGAUGAGCAACGACAACAACGGAACCGAAUCCGACAACCCCCGAGCAGAAACCGGUUGUUUCCAAAACAAGCCCCUGUCCCCCCCGAAACUGAAGACAGGCCAGGCCUUUGCGCAUGAAGCCAAAGAGACGACAACUGCCGAUGCGUCGUUUUCYACCCCGGAUCGAUCCGGAUCGAUACAGCGGAAACCACUCCAYUUGCAAGCGGAGGAAAACGAGGAAGAGCAGCCGGUGCGUUAUUAUCGCAUCGUCUAUAGGGGCGUGGUCGCUCUUUUGUCCGACGAACCGAAUGGCGGUGAAACGAAUCACAACAAUCAUUGUCCCAACAGAAAGACCGGUGCUUAUCUUGGGUACGGGGAAAUCAUAGCAAGCGGCAGCGAAAAACUCGUCGAAGAUACCACGGCACGACCGCAGAGAAGGUUAAACACUUCUCCUCGAUUGGGAUCCGCUGUCGACUCGCCAAUCUUGACGAGGAUAUGGGACAGCAAAGAGCACGAGGACAAACAGCAACAUAAUCAACAACAACAGCUGCAAUAUCAUUCACCCCCGCGAUCAUUGGUAUCUGGAGCUUGUUCUACAGUUUCCUCUUUUACCAAUCACACAGCAAAUUCUACAUCUGCAUCAAAUUCUAUUCCAACGAGAAAAAAAAUACGGGUGGAUCGGGUGUUGACGGGMGGAUAUGCCUUUGACGCGAACGAGCAAGAAAAUUCCUCUACCGAGUCAAUAGAUUCCCAUUCUUCUCUGUCGAAGAAGGUCGUYGCCAGUGAUAUGACACCCAAGCGUGGCAAUACACAAYYUUCCACCGGGACCAUUUUUCCCACACUGAAUCYAUCUCUGCUUCCUAUAUCGGAUAYCGGACCGACAUCGCCGUCACGCGACAAGGAAUGCGGCAACGACGACAAACACAGGACUUCAAAAUCAAACCACGGAUACAUUUUCUCCGAMCAGAGCAGCGUCCCAAUCGCAUUAGCCAUACCGUUGGACACUGUGCCACGGUGYGAGAGUGGUAGAUUUUUGUACCGAGUGAUAUCUUCGACCCCACUGACGAUUUUGACGGGACCGUCGCUUGACGCACCGAAGACGAAAGCGAUUUUGAUCCCGGGGACAAUCCACGAAGUAUGCCUCCGAGUCAUCGCAUCCCAGGAGGGCCACCAAYCACAGGGGGGCGAUUCUACGAGUUUGACGUUUUUGAGACUGACAMGGCGACGAGGWUGGGUUGURGACGGGAAGAGGAUACCUCGAAAACGUGGCACCGGCGAUGGCAACGACGCGAAUUCCUCCUGGGUUUCGUUCAUGAAAGAAAUAUCCAAUGAAGAAGCGGACGAAUGCGGUGUAUCAGUUGCGUCUCGCACCACUUCCAGGAGUGCCACGUCCAUGUUGGCAACGCCGAUUUCAGCUGCCAGUAGGCGGCACAGRCCYCCCAGGCGAAAAGGUGGCGGCAGGAGGGAAGGCAACGAUUCAACUUCCUUGCCUCGUCAUGUGUUGGGUCCGUCGUUGCAAAACGGUAAUGAUACAUCGGGAAUUACCGACAAGUCCACCAAUACCAGCACAAACAAUUCGCAAGCAAACCUAGAUCCUCGAUCAAUAGUUUCGCCAUCGUCGAACAUUUCACUCUUGUCGGACGAUACGUGUUCUAUUGACCCCGUGAACAGAUCCCAUGGAGGAGCUCUGAGCCCGGAUCGCUCUAUCGCUCGCAGCACGGGAUCUGUUUCUACGAAUCCUUCUUUUUUUCUGAUGAGAGUGAACGCACCUCGAGGCCUCAAAAUCUUGGAUGCCCCCCACUUUCAAGUCAACAACCUKAUUCACGGAAUCCACACAACAUCUUCGGGGAAGUCCCACGAUCCAUUUUCGACUUCUAUGGCAUCCACGAAAGACUCUUACGGAAAAAGUGCUAGUAGCAGCAACCAGUCCAUUUUUCAAACCAUGGCUGGACAUCAUACCACGACAAUGACAAGCAAAACCAGCAAUCCAGCCGUCUUCGAUUCUAUUACAAAAGCACGGAGACUUCCCCGAGGCUCUGUUUUCGAAGCAACGAAACGGUUGGAGGCGUCGAAUGCCUUCAACCAGGGCGCCGGGCUAAUCAAAUUGUCCGACARUAGCGGCUGGGCAAUCGUUCCUCGGCAAAGCGAACUGAACGAGCAAUACAGAAGUUACUCYGGUGCACUUGUCYACACUCGGGAGGGAGAGGGAUCCCGUGCCUUUGAAGAAGUCGGGAAUUCAAUGGGCAACAGAAGCCAGGACACAAUAUUUCUUCGGGUGUUAUCAAGGGGUGGCGUUACUGUCUCUUUGCCUCCUCUUCCGAAUAGCGGUUCCGAUAUUGACACAUCCCCCACGUCGUCUGCCACCGGAUCCUCGAUUGUCAGCGCGGCUGGACACCCAGCUCUCAACGUGGGUGUGAGCUCGGACUCCGACGUGGCGUCUUCUGUUGGUAGCUCCUUUCUAGAUUCGAUGUUUCGAACACCACGAAAAAAAGAGAGGCAACCUGAAUCGAUCAACGAAAACAAGACGGAACACCAACAUCUUCACCACCGACCACAAAUUGGUGAGCGUCAAGUAAUCUCUACCGUCAUCCCGUGCGGUACAUGUGUGGAAGUGGAUCGGUGGGUAGAUCCCACCGACAUGGAACAAUACGUCUUCAARAACGAAUACGCCCGUAUUCGGGGGGGUCAAGGAUGGAUACCUCGCUUCGUCAAUGGAAAACCGGUGGUCGAAACGAUAUCAUCCCCUGAAUUUCGAUUCGGAUCKAUUUGGUUCCGAGUCUGUGACCAACAAGGUAUAAAGGUUCGUUUGGGACCAUCAAAGAGAGCCUCGUCAAUCAAGUCCGAUGAUGGCGUGUACUUUCGAUUCGAAUGUGGCGAGUUUCUUCGGGCAUCCGAGGUCGUAACGUUCUUCAAACACAACGCAGAGCACGAAUGCUUCGCCAAAUUGUACAGAAAYCGUCAUGUUCGGCUUCACAGCGGUGAAUUACGACCCCUAUCCAGUCUUACUGCGCAAGCGGAAUGGGUUCAAGUAUUCGGUGAGACGGGUCGAUUCUUGGAAGAGUGCAAAACAGAACCCCGCAUCGAGCGACAUCGACAAGGUUGGAGAUACAAUGUUGUGCUGGAUGCAAGAGUUGCGGUUCGAAAAGGGCCGUCAUUCGAAGCCGAAACGGAGAACUCGGUUCUUCUCGGAGGCGAAAGUGUACUAGUAAAUGAAAGAGUGACGGGCCCCAACGAUCCGAUAACCUGGCUAAGACUCAAAGACGGUCACGGCUGGGUGCACAAUGUUGGGCAGAACGGAGAAUCACUGAUGAUUGCCCAUUCACUCCGACACCGGAAACCAACUGUCGGCCGGCCCGUCAAACCGGGUCGUACGGAGCAAGAAGACAUUGCCUACAAUACCAUCAUUGCGAGACUCUUUCACAAUGACAUCCCCGGAGAAAGUCCACCUCGUAAUGCGAARCGCAGAUGAAAACAUUUUUUCAACUCGCUGGUUGAAAUGCAAUACAAUUUAAAAUAAUAG
Messenger RNA from Pseudo-nitzschia multistriata, 4101 nucleotides. Lineage: Eukaryota; Bacillariophyta; Bacillariophyceae; Bacillariales; Bacillariaceae. The record is from the annotation of a GenBank genome assembly.